This is a messenger RNA of Anopheles nili, 597 nucleotides long. Its product is annotated as protein midgut expression 1-like. The record is from RefSeq and is a predicted model, not a curated record. Lineage: Eukaryota; Metazoa; Arthropoda; Insecta; Diptera; Culicidae. The transcript has 2 exons. Bases 131 to 394 code for a protein of 87 amino acids.
GGCUCGACGGAUGUCAUCGAAAAAGGCAAAUUAUCAGUCCUGCACAAGCUAAAGCACGGAGUAGAUCACCAUUUGCCGGCGAACGAAUAUUCCUUCCCAGCCUGCUUUUUGAGCUCACCUUGUACGCGAAAUGUGCUCCUUGAUUGGUUGCUGCUGUGACUGUGCAGCGGCCGUUGCAUGCUGCUGUUGUACUUGUGCCCUUCAAACGCUAUGUGGCUGUUUGUUCGUGGCACUCAUCAUCGCCGUUGCGAUCGCGUUAGGUGUGUAUUUCGGUGUCUUCCAUAACCGAGACUCGAAUUCCGACACCACCACCACCACCACGAGCAGUGUGCUACUGAAGGCUUUAAUACCGAACGAUACCGAGGACGACAAGGAUACAAUUUGGGCGUACUGAAUCCUGGCUUCCCUCCGACGCCCGUUUGUCUUUCCCGUUUCUCCAAAGCCAGAACGAACGCUGUGAUAUGUGUUUAGAGUAAGCGGUACAUCGAUCGUUUAGAUAUCCAUCCCCAUUCGGCGCAGAGUGUGUAGCAUCGAAAUCAUUCCGUAGAAUAAAAGCACCGUUGCACCGUGUUAUCGUGUGCUCCAAACCAACUCCAG